AUCUCCCCAAUGGCUAAAAGCCUAAAACCCAAACAAAAACUUGACUACAACUUAUAAAGUACUCCUACAAGUCUAUCUAUUUUCCUCUUUAAGGGUAGUAAACGAUAACAAUCCUUGAAUCCCUAACCUCUCAGUCCGCCAUAGCUGUGAAGGAAUAGAUAAAAUGCUCACCACUGCAAAUCACCAUCACAGAACCUUCUUUCUUCAUCGUUCUCCUUAUUUCAUUCUCUCUUCUAAACCCAUUCAUACUUUCACUCCCAAAUGUCUUUCUUCUCAAACUCUUUCGCAAUCUCAUCACAAUCAACAACAACCCAUCAAUCCAUCUUCCAAACCCACUUCUCAAAUCCUCUCAAUUCGCCAUUCGCUGUUGACCCGUCAACUCACUGCUGUCGAAAUCGCUGAGUCUUACUUGACUCGCCUCAAACUCGUUGAACCUAAACUCAGGAGCUUCUUACAUGUAGCUGAUGAAGAGAGUGUUUUGAGGAAUGCUAAGGAGAUUGAUGAAAAGAUUGAGAGAAAUGAGGAUGUGGGUUUGUUGGCUGGUGUUUUGGUUGGUGUUAAAGAUAAUAUUUGUACGGCUGAUAUGCCUUCUACUGCUGGUUCGAAGAUUCUAGAAGGGUAUAGACCGCCGUAUGAUGCAACUGCUGUAAAGAAAGUGAGAGAGUUGGGAGGUAUUGUUGUUGGGAAGACUAAUAUGGAUGAAUUUGGAAUGGGUAGUACUACUGAAGGCUCAGCUUUUCAGGUGACUGCAAAUCCUUGGGAUGAGUCAUGUGUUCCAGGUGGAUCAUCUGGCGGCUCAGCUGCGGCUGUUUCUGCAAGGCAGUGUGUGGUGUCUCUGGGAAGUGACACCGGUGGAAGUGUCAGACAGCCUGCAUCGUUUUGCGGAGUUGUAGGAUUGAAGCCAACGUAUGGUCGUGUUUCAAGAUAUGGGCUUGUGGCUUAUGCAUCAUCCUUGGAUGUUAUCGGAUGUUUUGGUACUUCCGUUGCUGAUGCUGGAAUUCUUCUUCACGCAAUUGCUGGACAUGAUAGAUAUGAUUCAACUAGCAGUAUGCGAGAAGUUCCAGAAUUCACAUCUCAGCUUACUUCAUUGGAUAUGCUGGAGUCUAGGCCUCUCCAAGGACUCAGAGUUGGUAUAAUCCGUGAGACUCUUGAGGGUGGUGUUGAUGAAAAUGUAGUAUCCUCAAUUCGUGCAGCUGCAUCGCAUCUAGAAUACCUCGGCUGCAGUGUGACCGAAGUUUCACUGCCUUCUUUCUCCACAGGGCUUCCAGCAUACUAUGUGCUUGCUUCUUCAGAGUCAUCAUCCAACUUAUCACGUUAUGAUGGCAUCAGGUAUGGCAAUCAGGUAACUGCAGAGGAGUUGACAUAUGUAUAUGGAGGUUCCCGAGCUAGCGGGUUGGGUGCUGAGGUGAAAAGAAGAAUAUUGAUGGGAACAUAUGCUCUUUCUGCUGGUUACUAUGAUGCAUACUACAAACGUGCGCAACAGGUAAGAACUGUGGUACAAAAAAGCUUCAAAGCUGCACUGGAUGAAAACGACAUUCUUAUUUCACCUGCUGCACCAUCUACUGCUUAUAAAAUUGGUGAAAAGAAGAAUGAUCCAUUGGCUAUGUAUGCUGGUGACAUUAUGACAGUCAAUGUGAACUUGGCCGGUUUACCAGCUUUGACCUUGCCUUGUGGUUUUGCCGAAGGUGGCCCUGGCAGUCUUCCUGUUGGUCUACAGAUGAUAGGUGCUGCAUUUGAUGAGGAGAAAUUGCUUAGGAUUGGACAUACUUUUGAGCACACACUCGAAGGUCACAGUUUUGUCCCCCCAAUCGUAACGAAUGGUUCUACAUCGUAAGUCGUAAACUUACUGUUUAAAUGAGGCCUGAUCAUGUGGAUCGUUGCCAGCAUUUCAAGAAGACAUUGCAGAGUUUGCUUUUGGGAACUUACAAGAGCAGACGACUGUUAUGUAGUAGGCAGAACCACCGAAAAAAUGAGGGUUUCUAAUGCCUUAACCAAGGAUAUAGAAGAUUGACCUGCGUUUUUGCGGGUUCCCUAGAUACCUGUUGUAGCAGCCAAUUGUUAAAUCAUCUUCCUUCUAUGAUUGUUUGUUACUUCUAAUUGGAUGAAAACAUUUCAGUCAAUAGGUUAGCAGUUUUGGUUGUUUAAUAUGAUCUUUGAAUUAGUAUAAAUAAAUUCAGUAAAAUUGAGUUUGGUGGUCA
This is a messenger RNA of Amaranthus tricolor (Joseph's coat), 2198 nucleotides long. RefSeq names its product glutamyl-tRNA(Gln) amidotransferase subunit A, chloroplastic/mitochondrial. Gene Ontology annotation, cellular component: glutamyl-tRNA(Gln) amidotransferase complex. Bases 164 to 1834 code for a protein of 556 amino acids. The record is from RefSeq and is a predicted model, not a curated record. Gene Ontology annotation, biological process: translation. The transcript has 10 exons. Lineage: Eukaryota; Viridiplantae; Streptophyta; Magnoliopsida; Caryophyllales; Amaranthaceae. Gene Ontology annotation, molecular function: glutaminyl-tRNA synthase (glutamine-hydrolyzing) activity.